CUGGAAGAAUUGUCCCGUGUGCAGUCACCACCUCCUCAAUACCCGGUCUCUGAACCCUCUGGUUCUGCUCCUGCCUCUCCUCGACCGCCCCCCUUUUCUUCGCUCUAUACCUCUACCGCCGAGGCCGUUGAAGCAUACAAGACUGCUGUUACUGAGGCCGGUGCAUCAGCAACUGUCCCAGCAUACGCGCCUGUCGCAUUCGAACCACGAGAGCCAACAACAACUCCACGAGACGUUGUUGCAGAAACAAAGGCAGCACUACCGCAGGAUACAAAAGGGGAAUCAUCAAAAAGAGACGAAGAGAGCGAACCGCCUCCUGCAUACUCAGAGGGAUCUAGUCCGCUCGAAGGCUUUACAUACGUGAUGGCGGCUGCCGGAGGAGCUGCGAGUAUCAUUACUCAGGUGCAGCAAGGCGGUGCACCACCCAUCAACACAUUGGGAGAUGUCGGCGCAGAUGAGAACAUUACAAUGGACCUUCGGGGCCAACGGUUCACACUCUCUCGAGAUGAGCUCCUCACACUCCCAGAAUUUGUCUUGCUCUCACUCUUUCCAAAUGGGCUUCUUCCUGAUGGGCACCUAAAUACGUACCACGAGGGCGAUGCCUUCCAAGUUGAUUACGACCCUGCGUCACUGCAGUACAUGCUCGAGUUCUUCCGCAAUGUCGCACAAACGAUUCCCGAUGGUGCUGCAAGCCCCGACGCAGACGCUGUGCCAAUUGAGCCCAUGGCUGGGUCUGCGAGGGAGAUGUUACAAGAUAGAGCAGGCAUAAUUGUGUUGAGGGAGGACUUGGAUUUCUAUGUUAUACCCCCACGUCCGGAUAUCGAGCAACCAGAGAUGAUAGAGGUCAAGAGAGCAGCUGGGAAAGCACUGUUGAAGCAAGAUGGAAUAUUCUCUGGGCUUAGAAGAAGCGAAGAGACCGGGACAACAGAACAGCACUUAAUCGAAAUGCUGACUGCUGGAGGAUUUAAUCAUGAUGAUCAUUGGGGGCACAGAGCAAACGAACCAAACAAGGCAGUCAUCUGCAGUCUUGCACUAGCCAGAUUACGCACGGAUAUUCGAGGUGACAUGGGAAACAACGCUGUCGGCAUGGCACAAAAGCUGCUUCUGUUUUGGAGGAAACCAGCUCGAAGAUGCUGGUGGGAGGGAGUAGAGCUGGAUAACGUUGAGGGGGUAGAGGGGAAGCUCAAGGUGUGGAUUAGAAGAGUUUGGACACUGGAGAUGAGUGUUAUUGGGCUGCGUUAA
Messenger RNA from Hyaloscypha bicolor E, 1242 nucleotides. RefSeq names its product putative WHI2-like protein P4H10.16c. Gene Ontology annotation, cellular component: nucleus. Gene Ontology annotation, molecular function: RNA binding. The transcript has 5 exons. NCBI's taxonomy places the organism in Eukaryota, Fungi, Ascomycota, Leotiomycetes, Helotiales, Hyaloscyphaceae. The annotation marks the transcript as partial. The record is from RefSeq and is a predicted model, not a curated record.